AUGUCCACCGUGACAAAGCAGCUCCGGAAGGCUGCACGCGUCAUUCUGAUCGGCGCACCGGGAGUAGGAAAAGGCACACAGUCCGAGCGACUGCUAGCCCGAUUCCCGCAAUUAGCUUCAAUCAGCUCGGGUGAUCUGUUGAGAGAGAAUGUGCGCCGACGCACACCCCUCGGCCUGGAAGCCGAGGCCGCAAUUCAGUCUGGCGAACUUGUCCCGGACUCGAUGAUCUUGAACUUGAUCUCCAACGAUAUGAAAUCCAAGGGCUGGCUCCUUCCGAAAUCCGAAUCCCCAGUACAAUCUUCCGCAUCUCUGUCAUCUUCUUCUCCGGCCGGUAUCCCCUCACCGGCUCACUCAGUCGAUGCCUCCGCCUCGUUCAUUCUCGACGGGUUUCCCCGCACGGCAGCACAAGCAACAAGCCUGGACGAGCUCGUGCCAGUGAACUUUGUCGUGCACCUUAUUACUCCGCCAUCAGUGAUUCUCGCCCGCAUCGCAUCGCGCUGGGUCCACGAGCCCUCAGGGCGGGUAUAUAAUACAGAUUUCCAUCCACCUAAGGUGCAGGGCAAAGACGACGUCACGGGCGAGGCGCUGACCCAGCGAGAAGAUGAUUCACUCGAAACAUGGACGCAGCGCCUAAAAAAGUUCGAGGAAACAAGCCAAGCCCUCCUGGAACACUAUGACCGUCGGCGGUGUCUCUUCCGAGUGGAGGGCGACAGCUCUGACGAGAUAUCUCCAAAGCUGUUUGCUGAAUUUGAGCGGCGGUUCUGCUAA
This is a messenger RNA of Penicillium bovifimosum, 768 nucleotides long. RefSeq names its product adenylate kinase ADK2. Gene Ontology annotation, cellular component: cytoplasm; mitochondrion. The coding region runs from base 1 to 768 and encodes 255 amino acids. Gene Ontology annotation, biological process: nucleobase-containing compound metabolic process. Gene Ontology annotation, molecular function: ATP binding; AMP kinase activity. The transcript has 2 exons. NCBI's taxonomy places the organism in Eukaryota, Fungi, Ascomycota, Eurotiomycetes, Eurotiales, Aspergillaceae. The record is from RefSeq and is a predicted model, not a curated record.